UAAAUAAAUUACAAAUUAAUAAUUAUGCCAGACUGUGUUUAGUUUUGUCUAUUAUUGUGUAAUUGUUUACAGCGAAACUUUAUAAAGAAUCUUACGAAAAUGAUUGACAAAAACAACAGAACCUUGUGGUGCGGUAAUCUUCCAGAACAAAUAACAGAAGAAUUGCUUUACGAAUUGUUCUUGCAGGCUGGUCCAUUGGAGAAAGUGAGGAUAGCUAAGGACCGCGAUGGCCGUCAACGCAAUUUCGCUUUUAUAACCUUCUGUCACGAAGUAUCGGUGCCAUAUGCGAUAUUACUCUUCCGCGGGACAACUUUGUUUAACAGAACUAUUUCUCUACAAUGCCGGAGUCGCAUGGCAAUAUUACCGCCUCCUUUAAGAUGUUAUGGGCCAGAAUUUCAAAAUCACCCUCCUGAGACAUAUUUGGUUGAACCACCACCUAAUAUCGCACAGCAGUUUGCGCACAUGACAAAUAAUUUGAUGGAGGAAGAGGUCAAUUUUGUACAUAGUCCUAAUAAUUUCAAUGACUUGUCAAUAGCCAGUCUUCAAGGCAAUUGGUCUCAUAGACAUCAUCCUUACCCAACCCAGGAAUAUUACUCUCGAGAUAACUUUAGACCUAGGGAAUCUGAACAUUAUAAUAGGAGCAAGCACAGUAAUAAUUGGAGAGACAGGAAGUCUAAAAGAAAUGGAAAUCAUAGGAGAGAUUGAGUGCAUUCCUUUAAAAAUAAAUAUACACAUACAGGGCGUAAAGAGACCAAGCUGGGAAACAAAGCAAGAAUAAAUCACUGUCUAAAUAAAAAUUUAGAUAAGCAGAAAUGUGCCUGUUUUGAGAUUGUUCAUAUUUUUGAACCACAAAUAUGAUGCAUUUAGCGUCAUCAUAAUAGAACUAAUUUUACUAUGUCUCAUCUUAUUUUUUUGUGAAAGUUUACAUCCUGUAUAAAACUUCAUAUGUAACAGGAAAGGUUAAUAGUCCCUAUAACUUAAUUAUAGGAUGCUUUCAUUUACUGAAAAAUUAUGCAAUAUUAUUUGUAAUGUAAAUAAGAAAUUCACAACUGUCUUUAGAACUAAAUUCUAUAGAGUAUUUUAUUGUAUAACUAAAUUGUUUAGGUAAUAAUUGCAUAUUGAAGUGCAUAAAUUAAUGUGUUCUUAACUCGAAAAUACCUUAUUGUGCCAUUGAUACAGCACAAAUGCAAUUAUAUAUACGGAAUAAGAAAAUUAUAAAGAUCGACAGGUGCUAGGAAUAACAUUGUAACUCAUACUUCGCUAAAACUGAGUUACUAUGUUAUUCCUUGCACACAUUGACAUAAUUAGAAAAGACCUUUUAAAUAUAGUUUUAUUAGAAAAAUAAAAGUUUAAAUAACAUAUUUAGUUCAAAUAUGAGAAUCAUAGAUGUUCAUUCAAAAUUAACUCUGCAUGUUCUAAGAAAUGUUUGAAACCUUCCUGAAAAAAUCAAAACAAUGUAAUACAAACAAGUAUAUUUCAUUGGAAAAAAUCUGUAUAUGCAACUAAAAUUAUGUUGUUGUAAUAGGAUCCUAAACAAAGAAAAGAGAUGAUUAAAAUAAAUUGAUAAAUUUUGCAUAAUAUUUGAAUUCAAUAGCUGAAAAACUGCAAAAAAAUUUUGCUGGAAGCAACUAUGGUAAUUCAAUAAAAGAAGUCUUUAAAUGAAGUUCUAUUGCAUGAGCAUGAAAAUAAAGUUUUUAAUAAAUC
Messenger RNA from Bombyx mandarina (wild silkworm), 1704 nucleotides. RefSeq lists its product as uncharacterized. Gene Ontology annotation, cellular component: nucleus. Gene Ontology annotation, biological process: regulation of alternative mRNA splicing, via spliceosome. The record is from RefSeq and is a predicted model, not a curated record. Gene Ontology annotation, molecular function: single-stranded RNA binding. Lineage: Eukaryota; Metazoa; Arthropoda; Insecta; Lepidoptera; Bombycidae.